Molecule: messenger RNA, 3140 nt
Organism: Actinia tenebrosa (Australian red waratah sea anemone)
Lineage: Eukaryota; Metazoa; Cnidaria; Anthozoa; Actiniaria; Actiniidae
Product: FYVE, RhoGEF and PH domain-containing protein 6
Cellular component (GO): cytoplasm
Molecular function (GO): guanyl-nucleotide exchange factor activity
Source: RefSeq, a predicted model, not a curated record
AACAACCGAACGGGCAACCGAUCUGCCGAUCACGAGGUAAAAAACCCCAAAGCUAUCUCUUUUUUACUAUUUUUUACGUUUAUUUUAAAAGAUCUUUACUUUUUCAUAUUGUUGAGCUAUUUCUUUCGCUAAUCUGAGGCGGAUUUUUAGAGCAUUUUUUCGCAUCGCCUUCCAAGAGACUGCAAAGAAUCUUUGAAAUGGCGUCCAUCGGAUACAACAGUCCUUCAAGGACAAGAAACGCCAAGUUGCGUAGUGCCAAAAAGUUCCUGUCUUUGCAAGUGUCUCAGACAGGACAGGCCUUGUCAAAGGAAAUGAAUGGCAUACUGCAAGCCCAAAUAAUGGCUAGGAAGCGCAAGAAGGUUAUUAAUGAGAUAUUCACCACAGAAAAGACUUACCAGCAACAGCUACACACCCUGACAACUAUCUUCCUUGGAGAACUCAGAAAUGCAAAUAUUGUACCACAAAGUGUCCUGAACACAAUCUUUUCCAACAUCGAAGGCAUUGAAGCAAUUAACAAAGAAUUGCUGAACCACAUGGAAACACUGGGUGUUGGCGAUGCUUUCCUGGCCAUGGCACCUUUCAUCAAGCUUUACAGCACAUAUGCAAAUAACUUUGAGCGUGCGAGUAACAUGUUGCAGGAAUGGGAGAAAAAAUCCCAAGAUUUUGUGUCAUUCAUAACAAGGCAAGAAGCAAUGCAGGAAUGCAAGGGACUGAACCUAAGAGCGUUGCUUAUAACACCAGUACAACGAGUACCAAGGUAUAAGCUGCUACUUGAGAGUUUGUUGAACAAAACACCAAGAGACUACCCAGAUUUCAGCAAGCUUGAAGAGGCUACAGAAGAGAUUGCAAAAGUUGCUGAACACAUAAAUGAAAAUAUUCGCCAACAUGAAAACUUUCAAAAGAUGCUUAUGAUACAGAAGAGCCUGACAGGAGAAGGCGCUCCAAAAAUUCUAGCACCAGGAAGAUUUUUCAUCAAAGAAGGACCAUUACUCAAGGCUUGCAAGCGUGGCUCACAAGAGAGAAUGUUCUUUCUCUUCUCUGAUAUCCUCAUCUAUUCAAAAAAGAGUGGAACAGACAGAGAUCAAAGUACGUACUCUUGUCGGCGUGUCUUCCCGUUAAAUGAAUGUGAAGUGGAGCAAAUGUUUGGUAGUUCACUGGAUACUGAUGGAGCAGCAGACGUUGGGUCUCUCUUCAAGAUAUCGUGUCAAGACAAGACGCUUUUGGUGUACUCCAAGUCAAAACUAGAAGCUUCCUCUUGGUUCAAUGCCAUCAAGGACGCCAUUGGGAAAUUAAAGAUUUGUCGUGCGUCUUUGAGAAGGGUGAGUCGUGGUGACGGAAGUUUUGAGAAAACAGGAACACCACUGCGGCGCRCUGUCCUGCUGAAGAAUAAGAUUCUGAGAACACCCAAAGAAAUGAAAAACAAGAAAUCAGAUUUCGAUUGUUUGAGCCCGGCAUCGUUCAUCAAAGACAGUCUCUACCCGCUGAGAAAAGAAAUGAGAACCAAAGCCAUCCAAAAUGAAGUCAAAAAAACCAACACUCCAAAACGAUACACCAACAAGCUACCAGAGCCAAACGCCAGGAAACAACAAUGGACUUUGACCGAAAGCCAGGGGAUAGACAUGAACCACAAUGCAUCGGUAACUUCCUCUGCUGAAGACGAUGUCACAGACGAUGGCUCUUAUGGCACAGAAGAAUCUGCUUGUUACAAUGAAUUUGAUGAAUGUAGUAAUCUUAUUGGAACUGAUGAUGAUUACGAUGAUGAGGAAGAGGAGGGUGAAAGAAGCUACGAACCAGCCACUCCAAGUGGUCUGAUAGAUUCUAACAGCCAAACAAUGAUUGACAACUCUGGAACACCCGCUGGCUCAAUGUACGAAUAUUCAGAUAGUGAUGAGAGCUCGGAUGAUGAGGAGACUGAGGACGAAUAUACCGGAGUGUUGACACGUGGUCGUAAGAGGAAGAUCAAAAUCGACGAGAAAGAAAACCAGUUAUACUCCUUCAUUUCACCGAAUCAACCAGCUCUGAAAAAGAGGUGCAUUUUGCCGAGACUGUUAUGUGGUGGUGAAAACCGUACGCCAAGGCGCAGCUUGAAGAAGAAGUAAGAGAAUCUGCCUAGCCUCAAUACACCAAAGAUCAAUAAAUGACAACUGAUUGAAAUUUUAUUAGGCAUUCCAAAGUUGAAGGAAAACUGGCAUUACAGUGCAUUGUGGGACUGUUUAAGGGGACAUAUUUCUCAGUUGGCGUCUAUUUGAUCCCGUAGAACAGUCUCACAAUGCACGUUAAUACUAACCCGACCCAGUUUUUCCCCAACUUAGGAUGAAUGGACUGUAUAAUCUUAGUGCCUAAGGUUACUGGUGCUGCGUUGGACCCGCACUUACUGCCCUGGGGACUAAGAAGACUAAUUAUUAAUCGGUUUUAAUAUGUAGCAUUAGCAAGCACAUCUGAGAUGAGUUCGUGUGACUGUUGGAACGACGGCACGACUUAAGUACCGUGACUGUUACCACGUCCUUGCAUCUUGAUUGGACGAGCUAGCGUCGAUUGGUUCGUUAAUACCUUGUUGGAGCUUAAUUUAUCCUGCAGUUUUCAACAGUCGCACAAACUCUGCUCUAAACCUGGUUGAAUAUUUGCAACACAAGAACAUCUUGAUAUUCAGAUUCAAUGUCUUACACACAAGGCGUGCCAAUGGCGCAUGCAUAUGCUGCUUGUACAAAGAGCUGUGUUGCAAGUGUAGACCACAAUUUCACAUAUCUUACAUCAUAUUAUCAUGAUUGCGCGACAAACACAGGCUAGUUCCCUUCAAUCAAAAAUACUAUCACAGGUUGUUGGAAAUAUGGUUGACGGAAGCCAAAAACCAAGACGUCCCUAGUCAUAGCUGGUUGUUUGGGUCGCCUUAUUAUGAAGAUGAAUUAAAUUAAAUUUUUCAUUAUUUUUAAAAAGAAUUUUAAUCGAAAAGAAAAAUUGGUUUCAGAUAAAGCACAAGCAUCAAACUUUAAAGAUACCUUUGCUCAAUCUGUGCUAACACAUGUUAAUAGCGCGAAGACAUCAGGAGAGUCAAAACUAGAGUGUUUUGGAAAAGAUGUGCUGUGAAAAGAAAACCGCACUAAUUUGACGAAUAGAAUUAAAUACGUUUUAUCACUCAUAAA